AUGGGCAUCGGCGCGUUCCUCAAGGGCGCCGUCAAGGGCGUCAAGGGAGCCGUCAAGAAGAUCCUCCCCAAGAAGGACGAUUCCAAGGGAUCAGCCGCCGACGCCAAGGCGCCUCUCAUGAACUCGGCCUUCGUGUUCAUCAAGCCCCACGCCAACACCCGAGCGGUGCAGGACCUCGUCGUCGCCAAGCUCACCUCCAAGAGGGUCAAGAUCCUCGCCGAGGGCGACAUCGCCGCGGCCAAGAUCGACAAGGACAAGCUCAUCGAUCAGCACUACUACGCCAUCGCGUCCAAGGCGACGCUGCUGAAACCCGAACAGCUCCCGGUGCCCGAGGCAAAGUUCGAGGCCAAGUUCGGCGUUUCCUGGAAACAGGCGCUCGCGGACGGUCUCGUGUACAACGCCAUCGACGCGUGCGCCAAGCUCGGCGUCGACGCCGACGGCCUCGACGCCAAGUGGCAGGCGGCAAAGGCGGCGGGCGACAUGGAGAAGUUCGGCGGCGGCUUCUACGGCGCCAAGCUCGGCGACGGCAUCUUCGUCUUCAACGGCUUCUUCAUGACCAUGCGCGCCGCCUUCGUCGCGCCCGGAGCGUCCAUCCACUACUACGUCGUGGAGUGGGACCCUGCCGACUUAAAGUGGAGCGAAUUCCGCGGCGAUCUCCUCGGCCCCACGGAUCCGGCAGUCGCGCCCCUCGCGUCCCUCCGGGGAGAGAUUUACGCGGAAUGGAAAGCGCUCGGCCUUCCCAACGAGCCGUUCACGGGCGAGAACGGCGUGCACGCGUCCGCGUCGCCCCUCGAGGGCCUCGCCGAGCGCGCCAACUGGCUCAAGGCGUCCGUCUCGAAGGAUUCCUUCGGCAAGGCGGCGCUCGCGGCGGGGGUGCCUAGGAAGGCGUUGGACUCCUGGUUCGUGGACCCGCGGGUGCGGGUGAAGGGCGGCGAGUCGGGGAGCGUGUUCGACAUGCUCGAGGACCUCGACGCGGACGAGUGCCUCGCCGCGAUGCUCACGAUCGAGAGGGAGUGA
Messenger RNA from Micromonas commoda, 1017 nucleotides. RefSeq lists its product with no specific name. Lineage: Eukaryota; Viridiplantae; Chlorophyta; Mamiellophyceae; Mamiellales; Mamiellaceae. The coding region runs from base 1 to 1017 and encodes 338 amino acids. The transcript has a single exon. The record is from RefSeq and is a predicted model, not a curated record.